Contarinia nasturtii (swede midge) is the source of this 1925-nucleotide messenger RNA. RefSeq names its product zinc transporter ZIP11 (gene Zip48C). Bases 715 to 1788 code for a protein of 357 amino acids. The transcript is spliced from 10 exons. Gene Ontology annotation, cellular component: membrane. The record is from RefSeq and is a predicted model, not a curated record. Lineage: Eukaryota; Metazoa; Arthropoda; Insecta; Diptera; Cecidomyiidae. Gene Ontology annotation, biological process: zinc ion transmembrane transport. Gene Ontology annotation, molecular function: zinc ion transmembrane transporter activity.
CUGUCAAAAUCAUAACAAUUUACACACCACAUCAAAUCAAUAUUGUGUGAAUCGCAUUUUCGAGUGCAUGGCUGAUUUUCAAUUGAAAUAAAAUCAAAGUGAAUUUCCGCAAAACGGUUAAUAAAUGCAUAAAAUCGCUUCGCCCAUUACGAAUAGCAGCACAAAAUAAAACCGAACCACAGUGCAUCGAAUCAUUCAUUGUCAAUUUUAAUUGAACAUCAUAAUUUCGUAUCGUUGAAUUGAUUUGUAUUUGUGUAUAGUUUGCUUGCUAUGGUAUCAAACAAAUAAAAUGUAAUCACCAUGUCACCAUGAGGAACUAUUAAAGAAGCACCACAAAAAAUCGCACGAUAAAAAUACGUUCACACAUACAAACCAUUCAAAUAAGACAAAUUAUCAACUUAUCGCAAAAUAUUUCAUUUUUGUCAUGUAAUUCUAAUAAUUGACGAGUGAUUUCAAUUAAAAUCAACAUCAUUUCUAUUGUUUAUGUAUUAAAUGUCUGAAAAUUACUUGUGUGUACCCAGAUGAUGUGAACAUUUUUUGGAAAUUUUGACGAAAAAAACAAUCGGUAAUUUCAAUCAACAUCGAUAAAUAUUCAACGAUACAAAGUCGGCGCUUACUUUAUCGGAGGUUUUUUUCAAUCAACGCAAAAGUUCUUCAUAGAUCAAAUUACAAUUGAAAGUCGCGUAUGAACACUGUCAAACAACCGUAGUUAUAAUGAUUCAGGGAUAUGGUCCAGUAACGCAAGCUCUUUUAGGCACACUAUUGACAUGGGGUCUAACGGCAUUAGGCUCUGCAAUGGUGAUAUUUCUACGUGGUAAUCAGCGAAAAUCGUUGGAUAUUGCACUUGGUUUUGCAGCAGGUGUCAUGAUAGCUGCUUCAUUUUGGUCGUUACUAGCGCCGGCCAUUGAACUCGCUGGCAAGUCUGAAUUGUAUGGCGAAAAGGGUGAAUAUGCCUUCGUUCCCAUUGCUGGUGGAUUUUUAUUAGGAUCAAUUUUUGUAUUUGCAACCGACAAAAUAAUCUCAUACUUAGGAAUUAAUAGCCCUCAUAUGAUGAUUGCGCUAACUCAUGCAAACAAGGACAAAGCUGAUAUUGCUCUAGACGAUGCCGAAAACAAUGCGCAAUAUGCAAAGAAAACACAAUACGUUCGCACAAUAGAUGAUCAAUGCACAACAAUUGGUUUGGACAGUUUUACCGAUUGUCUUAAUCAGCAACAUUCCAAUUUAGUUACUUCGCGCCGUAGAACCGUGAAAAGUACAAGCGAAAAUCAUAAUAGCGAGACUUACACAGCAAGCCAACAAGCAUUAAACCAAGCAAGCGCACUAUCUCAAUGGAAGCGGAUAAUGUUACUGGUAAUUGCUAUAACGGUGCACAAUAUUCCCGAAGGACUAGCUGUUGGUGUGAGUUUUGGUGCAAUUGGAAAUACAGAUUCGGCCACCUUUGAAUCAGCCCGAAAUUUGGCUAUCGGAAUUGGUAUACAAAACUUCCCAGAAGGUUUAGCCGUAAGUCUACCAUUACAUGCGGCCGGUUUUACUAUGUGUCGUGCUUUUUGGUACGGACAACUUUCUGGCAUGGUUGAGCCCAUUUUCGGCAUUUUGGGCGCAGUCGCUGUAACCGUAGCAUCAAUCAUUCUACCAUAUGCGUUAUCAUUUGCAGCGGGUGCUAUGAUUUAUAUCGUUGCUGACGACAUACUUCCUGAAGCACAUACUAGUGGCAAUGGACUUUUGGCAACUUGGGGCACAAUUGUUGGAUUCAUUUUGAUGAUGAGUCUAGAUGUUGGCUUGGGAUAAGUUCCGAUUAUAUUUUGAUUGUAAUAAACGUGGCUCCAAGCGACUAUAUGACUAUAUUGUGGUAUAUCUAGACACAAUGCAUUUUUGCAUCAAUGUACAUAUGAUUGGAUUAGAAUAAAACUCCGGAUUGAAAUAAA